AUGAUAAUGUUGAGAUGGUUCACCGACCUGAUCACUUCAAGAGCCUGCAUGCAGUGGAGACUGUUGAAAUGUUUGUUCGAGCUGAAUUUGCAAUUUUUAAAAGAAGAAGUGACAGAGGAUGCAAUCUUUUGUGUGAAUCUGAAAAAAGUUCAUUUUAGUGACAACAGCACAGAUCUGAAUAAUGAAGAUGAGAAGAAGGCCAGGUUACAAUGGAGAUUAGAGGAGCAAAGAAUUUUAAAAUGGGGCACCCUGCCUAAAAUUGUUGAAUGCAUGUGCCAAGCAUCCGGGGAAAUCAAUAUUUUGUUUGUCGACAUCCUCCUAGCCACGUACCUGAAAGUUACCAGUGAAAUAACAGGCAACAAACUUUAUGGAGAAAAAUUAGAUAGAAGUUUAGAAAAAAUCUUACUAUUAUGGCUGGACAGAUAUUUUGAUGAUUUUUUUGAACCACCGACAUUCAACUCACUCAGCCAGUUGAAUUCAUUUGUUCAGUCACAUUUUUCUGACUCUCAGCUUGCUAGAGAAACAAAAGAAAGAAUGCACAUUUGCUUAAUGUCAGAAUCAGUUGAAGAUGAUUUGAUGUAUGGUUCGAUGCUGGAUGUGGUUGAGUGGGUUUGGAAGACACACCUCCCCGUCUUCAGUCCUCCGUUUGAUAUCUUCUCCAUUCCUCCUUCUUACUUAGCACAACAACUAACAUUCAUCGACUCCAAGUUAUUUGGGAAUGUGCAAGCACAUCACUGCUUGGGCUCCAUCUGGUCACAGAGGAAUGAUAAAAAACUGUCGACUUCAUCCCGUCCCUACUCUGUACUUGCAACAGUCGAACACUUCAAUGCCGUCUCGUACCGAGUCAUUUCUACUAUUUUGAAGUGGCCAUAUGCAACAGUCACGAAUCGAACCGUCAUCCUUGAAAAGUGGAUUGUCGUAGCUCAUGAAUGCAAGAAGCUGAAGAACUUUUCGUCUUUGAAGGCCAUCAUUGCUGCCCUCCAAUCAAAUUCUGUCUUCAGAUUGAAGAAAGUUUGGCUGGCUCUGUCCAAAGAGAGGAUGGAUACGUACAACGAGCUUGCAUCUAUCUUCAACGAAGAAAACAAUCAGGCACUGCUGAGGGAGAUAUUGAAUAAAGAAGGUGCCGUCAGGUGCACAACUGACUCGGAACAUCAGCCACUCACUGGCGACCACGAUUUCAAUAUCACUGGUAAUGCUAACUGGGUCGGAGGCAGCAGAGGAAGACGUUGGAGACAGAAGAUGAUGAUGAUGAUGACCAGAAUGAAUGCCGAUAAGAAAUCUAACACAACUUUGCAAAAGCUGGAAGAUUCGACUAGAGAAUUGGAUGCAGAUGCAUUGAGGGAGGCCUGGUGGCAGCCUUCCUUGCACAGCACCAUUCCAUACUUGGGCACGCUGCUGACGGAUCUGAUGAUGCUGGAUGCUGCCUUCGUUGAUGUCGACCACGAGACAAAGAUGUUCAACAUGGACAAGAAGAGGAAGGAGUAUGAGGUGUUGGCACAAAUUCAGAUGCUGCAGUCAUCAUCGUCGUCGUCGUCGCAACCGCCAUCAUCGUUUGGUUCUUCAUCAUUCAUUCAGCCCGAUCCAUGCUUUCUUGAUUGGUUUUAUUCUAUAAGAACAUAUGAUGAUAAUGAGAGUUAUGAACUUUCAUUGGAGAUAGAACCAAGUAACAACAGUGGAACUAAGGAGAAAGCACUGAAGAACCACAAAAGAAACGUUAGCCUCGGUUACUUCACCAUCAGACGCAGAGGCUCCAUGGAUGAUGGCAACCACCUGAAAAAUGCUUCUUCUGCUUGCUGCACAACAUCUGCUGCUGCCGCUACUGCUGCUGCUGCUACUACUGCUGCUGCUGCUGCUGCUGCUGGGUGUGGCGUGCUCGAUGAGGAUAGGAAGAGUAUUCAGAGUUUGAAAGAGAUGAGUGUUCUCUCAAAAGCUCUUACCCAACAGUUUGAUACACUGAGCAUGAUAUCGAAGUGUACCUCAAUGAAUAAUCUCCUGGCCAAUCAGAAACCUUCUUCUCUUCAUUCACCACCUUCCAAAACCUUUCACGACCAAUCAAAUUGCAUUCCCGUCAAAGUUGAACUCAUUUACAAUCAAUCACACAGCAGCAAUUUUUACAAAACAAUUCUGGUCUCAAAUGUUGAUCAUGUAUCGACAGUGAUGAGGAAGAUUCUGUCAAAAUUCCACAUCGAAGACGUCAGCCCAGACGAAUUUGCACUUUCACAAAAGCUUGAGAACAACAGUGAAAUCUACCUACCUGACCGGGGCAAUGUUUACUACGCUAUCAAAUCAUCGUCAGACGUUCGACUCAUUGCACGGCUGAAAAAUCAAAAGGUUAUCAAAGAUCACAAGAGCAAAAGUAAUAGCAGAGGCUCUUCUGUAAUUGCUAAUAAUCGGAGACUUAUUCAAAGAACUAAUAAGUUAUCUAAAUUAUUCAGCUCUAUGGUGUCUUUGAUACCAUCAUCUUGAUACAGUUUUGAUGUUGCACUCGUUUUUUUUAAAUUUAAUUGCUCUGUGCCUUAUUUUGUGUAAUAUAUAUAUACAUAUAUAUAUAUAUAUAUAUAUAUAUAUAUAUAUAUAUAUAUAUUUGAAUAUGGAUGAGUUGUGUGCUAUCAUGCGUUUGCGUAUUUAUUUACUUUUCAUUUGAAAUGUUACUUUGUGAUUACGUCCGUUGUUGACUAGACCUUAUGACAUUUCAAUAUAUCAUCCAUGUGCAUUAUUCAUUUGUUUUAUACAUUCAAUAGCCAUUCAUUCAAAUGCAUUCAUGCAUCAUUCUUCAUACUUGUACAGAGAGAUUUUUUAAAGUAUUACCGGCGUGUGUUUAAAUGUUGGAGUGUAUGGCUGGCCACUUCAUUAUUAUCGAUUGCUUUUGGUUUAAUUAAUCUUUUGUAUUGUAGUCUAAUUAAAUAUUUUGAUACGCUUUGAUUCAUUUGAUCGAUGAAUUUUGUUCAAUAUUUCAGUUUAGUGAUACAAUUUAGAUGUUUGUUUGAGAUGUUUUAAAACUAACUCAUGUUGGCUUAGCUGUUGGUGGUUGAUCUGAUCUAAUACCUUCGAUUUUUCAAUUACUUCAUCGCUUUUUACGAUGUCCAAUGAUUUUACAAACUUUGAUUCACCUUUGAUUUUUAUAUUUUUAUGAUUUUUUCAUCAUUCGCUGUCCCCAACCCGUUGAUCCGUGCACGACCAACUUUCGAUUCACUAUCCUGAUUACCUGUCUGGCUGACCAAAGACAGCAAAUCGCUUGAAAAAUGUCGAAUUAUAAACAUCACGUGAUUAUCGGCCAUGAUACGUGCUCCGUGUGACGAUAUUUGCGUUUUUAAUUUUUAAAUGCGAAUUUUUUUUGUCUGAUGCGUCUGAUUUUGUAAGAAAAAUUAUCUUUUUAAAUUUGUCAAGUUCUUCGAUUUCAUAUCAGCCAUUAAUAACGUUCACAAUUUUUGAGGUCAGGCAUUUAAAAAAAAGUAACCCCACACAACACAGACCCAGCCACUGAAGGACACUUGCAAGUCAAUUUAUUUGGGUUUUAAUUGUAAAACAUUGAAAUAAUUGAAUUGAAUAAAAUUGUGUGAUCAAUCGGUUUAUAAUUAAACAAACAAAACGCUGCUCAGUUAUAACAAGUUAUAUAUGUGUAAUUAGUAUUAGUUUUUUAACUCUUUAACAAGCCAUUCCCAGUUUGAGAUGAGUCAGUGAUGUCCAGUUGGAGUGUUAAAAAUUUUAAUGGGACCAGCAGUGACAUUGGAGAAGUCAGCAACGAGGUGUACGACAGUUCCGAUCAACAUGAUUCGUCUCAGCAGAAGUGGUGGUGGUGGAGCUGGAGACCCCAACACAUCACCUCCUUUUCACCAAGAUAUCUCUAUUUUAAAUCAUAAAAAUCAAAUUGAUGCAGCUAACAUUGCUAAUGAUACCUCAACCUCUUGCAUGAGUACCACUAUUACUGAUGAGAACGCUAAAAUUGUUAAUAACUUUAACAAUGAUGAUAGUAAUUUAAAUACAAGUGCAAGAAUUGGUCCUGAAGAUACUCAAGUGAGUGGAUUUGGAAGUUGCUUGCCCAUUUUCAGUAGAGGAGGUGCCUCUAUUGAGGGCUCAAGCGAUGACAUAAAAAUCAAUUUGGCUAGAAAAUUUGAAGUGAAAAAUUUUAUUCACUCAAAGGAAGUUUCUAAUUAUGACAACAUUAAUUCUCUUAAUGAAAGCAGUUUAAUAUCAUCCAUUGAU
Molecule: messenger RNA, 4203 nt
Organism: Helobdella robusta
Lineage: Eukaryota; Metazoa; Annelida; Clitellata; Rhynchobdellida; Glossiphoniidae
Exons: 16
Coding region: 1-2466 (821 amino acids)
Biological process (GO): positive regulation of GTPase activity; Ras protein signal transduction
Cellular component (GO): plasma membrane
Molecular function (GO): guanyl-nucleotide exchange factor activity
Source: RefSeq, a predicted model, not a curated record